Capsicum annuum is the source of this 1124-nucleotide messenger RNA. Its product is annotated as 22.0 kDa class IV heat shock protein. Gene Ontology annotation, biological process: response to hydrogen peroxide; protein complex oligomerization; response to heat. The transcript has a single exon. The record is from RefSeq and is a predicted model, not a curated record. Bases 319 to 897 code for a protein of 192 amino acids. NCBI's taxonomy places the organism in Eukaryota, Viridiplantae, Streptophyta, Magnoliopsida, Solanales, Solanaceae.
AGUAUUCAUUAUAGGUGAAUAUAUCCCUGGAAUACUCAAGAGGAGAAAUGAACAUUCCAGAAUUGAUCGAAUCAUUAUUUCCAAGUGUCCUAAGCAAACCUUCUCCAGAAACUUGUAGACAUCUCAUCCCUCCCAACGAACUCUAAAGAACAUGCCAUCUCCUUCCUAUAUAAAUACUACAUAAAAUGCUCACUUUGUUGCCAUCACUCACAAAUAUACUCAAGAAAAGUUCCUCUCAAUUACCUUGCAAUCCAUAAACAAUCUCCAACAUACACAAUUCUUCGGAAAAAAAGCCAGUGUACUUCUAGGGGAAAAAAAAUGGUGAAAACAACAGUUAGCUUUAUGAGUUUUCUUGUUUUAGCAAUGGUUAUUGCCUUUCUUCCAUCAAAAACUGAGGCACUGAUGCCAUACAACCGCCCCAUAUGGGACAUAAUGUUUCCACCAGAGGCUGAUCCUUUCAGGAUUCUUGAACAAACCCCACUCACCAUCCCAAAAGGGGUCGAAUCAAUCGCCUUAGCUCGCUCAGAUUGGAAGGAAACUGAAAAAGAGCAUGUAAUUACACUUGACAUACCAGGGAUGAGGAAGGAGGACAUCAAGAUCGAGGUGGAAGAAAAUAGGGUGUUGAGAAUCAGUGGGGAAAGGAAAACAGAAGAAGAAAUUGAAGGGGAAAAAUGGCACAGAGCUGAAAGGACUAGUGGUAAAUUCUGGAGACAGUUUAGACUUCCUGGAAAUGCUGAUUUGGAAAACAUCAAGGCUCAUUUGGAAAAUGGUGUGUUGAAGAUUACUGUGCCAAAGUUAGCUGAAGAGAAGAAGAAACAGAAUAAGGUGAUUAGUAUUGCAGAGGAAAGCAAAUCUGCUGGAGGUGAGAAUAUUAAAACUACAAAAGAUGAGAUGUAAAUUAAGAAGCUUGAAUUGUGUUUGGUCUCUAGUUUUGUGUGUUGAUCGACUUUUUUUGUAUCUUGGCUUUGUGUGUCUGUAAUAGAGUUCUUGAAUAUGUAAUUAGGCUUAUGAUCACAAUGUCCUAGUUUAAUUUGUCUGGGCAUUGAGUCGAAGAAAAAUAAAGAAAUCUUGCGAUUUAAAAUAAUAUGUGUAAUACAUUAUGGUGUGAGAUAUUUUGAGUUAAA